Messenger RNA from Wasmannia auropunctata (little fire ant), 7485 nucleotides. RefSeq lists its product as uncharacterized. The record is from RefSeq and is a predicted model, not a curated record. The coding region runs from base 3386 to 5578 and encodes 730 amino acids. Lineage: Eukaryota; Metazoa; Arthropoda; Insecta; Hymenoptera; Formicidae. The transcript is spliced from 3 exons.
ACGCCGCGUGCGAGCGCAUACAGAUCCGUCGCGAUCGCCGACUCGCGCGCGCGAGAGGGAGAAGAAUUUUUGGGGGAAACUCUGAGAAAGAAAGUUCGUCGUUCUUCCAGGGGAUCGUCGUAAAAUGACCGCCGGCAGGCCGAGUCUACACACUCGAUCCGUCGAUCCAACCUGAAACUCGAUAAAAGAAAGCCGAUCGAGAGGCGUGAAAGAAAGAAAAGAGAGAAAGGGAGAGAGGGAGAGGAAGCACGCUGUCAGAGAGAUCUCGCUGCGCGUAAUGUAAGGUGGAUCGCACGCGGGGUUUUUUCUUUUUUUUUAGGAAAACACACGAGAGACGCAGUUCAAUUCGUGCCAUUGCGAAGGACUAUGUCGAUAUACAUAGUUCGUUAAUCCGAUUAUCAAUUUCGAUCAUUUAUGACGGAUGACCGAUUAUGAGCGAUUCACGUAUAAUUGUUCGGAAGCAAUUAAUAACGCCGGUUUAACGCAGAAUAGAAUUCUAUGGGAUAUUGUUGAUUUGUCGAAUUAAUUGAAAAACCGUGUCUCGGUUUCGGUUUGGGAAUUUCCACUCUUUGUAUUUGAUUAACAAGAAAAAAAAGGAAUGUGUGCGGACACGAUUCAGUACCUUGUAAUAGAAAGAAUAGGAUUAAUUGUCGGAUAUUGUUAAAAAUGAAUGCACUUUGGAACGAUUUUUAAUCCGGAGAGACAAUGCGGCUUCGAAUCGAAUUUUAAAGACAAUUUGAUAAAAGAAUUCAUUAUAAAGAAAAUUAAACUGAUUUUUCAGUGCUCUGAAAAUAACAAAAUUAUCAAAAAUUUUCAUUUACCUAAUGUUUCUUUAGCUUGAAAAUUUACGUUAAAAUCUUGUGAUUUUUUUAUCUUUUUCUUUUGCUCUUUUACGCUCUUUUCGUUUGCGAAGAAAUAAGAGAAAAUUUGAGAAGAUUGCCGAGGACGGAAUCUAAUUAAUUAUUUGAUAAUACAGAGAAGUCGGACACAAUUCAUCUCUAAUAAGAUUAAUUUGAUCGAUUAAAUGCGAUGGUUCCGCGUGUAAAUAAAAUUUUUGUGGUCUUCAGCCGAUUUCGCAGAUUAUGAUGCACGAGUGAAAUUCUGUAAAACCGCAGAACGCUUAUCAAAAGAUCGUAUUAGUUAAUCAGUAAUCGACCAUCGAGUACACUUCAAAGCGAAAUUGUUAAUUUGCGUAAUUACGGAACAAUGUGCCGAUGCGGAUUUAUUAAUUUUCGUUAAUAGAAAUUGAAUUUUAACGACUUUUAACGUCAAUUUCACAUGAGCGUUAUUUCUCUAAUGAAAUCGUGAAUAUUGCGCUGUAUCUCCGGAUAUAUUUUCGCGAAAGUUGAUGAUUAUCAUAAUUGAAAGCGCAUUUAAUUUGUGUGAUUUAUUGUUACGACAAUUUGCAUUUUGUAUUCUCAUAUUCUCGUUCGCACUUUGCAUUUAAAUUUCAUCGAUGUUUAACGCUACCGCUACACGAAAGCGGGAGUAAUUUGCGAUUGAAAUUGAUGAAGAAGUACAUACACGUGCGUUUUACGGCUCUAUCCACUUAACUGUCCGUUUAAUUACGCCGGGCAUAUGCGCGUUAUGACCGCGCGUUACGUAUACGCUUACGAUUGUUUGGGCUAAACUAGCGAACAAGCAAGGAAAUAAUUGACUGAACGGGGGACAAAUAAAUAUAGUUUAGGCUCUAUAACAAUUAGGUACGCAGCAAUGUUUGGUACGUCAACACCAUUGUUAACCGCUGGUGUGCCGAAACGGCGACAUAGACGCUCACGGAUGAAUUUGCCGCGUGUCAAUUUUCCGUUACAAUACCACCGUCAAUACGCCGCGAAUGUCCGCGCUCCUCCUCGCCGCGACAGAUUCGCCGUGCAGGAGCGCGCGUUAUGAAUGUGAGUGUGUCAUAAUCUACGACGAUGUGUGUGAAUCACAACGUCGAGAUUGAAAAGGGCAGAUCCGAGCGGGAGUAACGUCAGUGAAAAUCUCGAUUAAUUGCGAUUUGCACUCGUGUGAAAUUGCUGCCGAAGAAACGGAAUCGUAUAUAUAUCUAUUCGUGAUCAAUGGAGAACUUUUUAUCGCUCUGAAUCGCGCGCGGACGGUUAGCGAUUGCGCGAUAAUUAUACGCGAUAAAAUUGUCGAUCAAUCAUAAAGGAUAUGGCCGCGUUUUGAAGAUCGGUUCGAUAGAUCAAAUCAAUGUGACGUCCUCGACAUAUAUAUCCUCGAGCAAAGGCUUUCGGCUUUGAACGCUCUUCAUAUUCGCUCCGCCGAUCCGCCGAUCGAUCCAAUGAUGCAUUAGCGCCGGGGAUUGGCCCUUCGCAAAACUCUGACUCCACAUGAGUUGUGCAAAAAUCGACUGAGAGGUAACCUGCGUGGGAAAUCGAAUUACCGUGCGCAAAAGAGAGAGAGAGAGAGAGAGAGAGAGAUAGAUCGGGAGGCGUGGGAGAGACGUCUCGAUUAGCAGCACACGCUCAAAAACACUUUACGCGCGGUCUAAUCUCAAGAGCAACGGGAACGGAUCGCCGACAGAUCGAUUUACCGCGAGGUAUAUCCACCACAUUCGCCGUUGAGAGAACCGAGUGGUCGCAAGGCGAACGUGAGUUUCGCGCUGGUGAGAAAAAAAAACAAACAUUGAAAUAGUGCUUGAUUUUGGGCGGGAAGAUAAGUUGAUUGCGGAGAUGCCGAGGGGAUGCUAUUAAGUAUCGAGUCUAUUAAGGGAUAUACCAUCCAUUAAGGACCAUAAAGUCUGGAGAGAUGUAAGAUUGCGCCGGCAUUCCGGGGAUGCUACUCAAGCACCAGGAUCUAUUAAAUACCGCGAGGAAGAAGCUGUAAGAUUGCGAAGACGUUAGAGAGCUAUUCUCAUUGGCAACAGGACUUAAAUUAAGGACCAGAAAUUCAGGGGAAAUAUAAGAGUCGUUAAAGUAAAAAUCGAAUAUCUUCAAUAACCUCAAUAUAAAAUAUCGUAUUAGUGUCGUAAUUAGAAGUGGAUGUUGUAUAUGUAGAUAUGGCUGUUACGAGAAAUUGAUAAUCCAAGUUGUAACGUUGAGGAAUUAUUACGUUGAUCUCGAGAAGUAUUCAUAAUAUAAUCAUGUACGUUGUCGGGGAGAGAUGGAUGACGGUGAUUUUACGGAGACGUUGAAAUUAAUCCACGCCGAAGAGGGUAGUUGUCAACAUUGAUCUCAAGAAACAUAAUAUAUAAUUGCGCACUAAUGUAUCAAGCAUGUCACGUUAUCGCGAGCAGCUGCUGCGAGCCGCUGUUACAUGCGCACGAUAAUCACGUCGUGGCGAUGUCGGGAUUGAGAUCGAUCAGGCACGAGGAAACGUGCCGUCGUGAGUGGAUGUAACAAGCGGACGGUUUGUCGCGAACGGGGAAGAUGAGCGGCUGAAGAUGAGUGCGUCAGGCAUCUGGUGCGCGCUCAUCCUGCUCACGUUCACGCAAGAUUCCCUCGCCAGCCACCACGAGAAGGUCCUGCAAAUCGAGAAGCCGAAGGAGUACCUGCUGCGACAUCAGCAAAACCACCGCACGACCGCCUUCGUCGACCGCAAGCUCGUCGAUCCGACGGAAUUCCGCGCCGCCGAGGCCCGCCCGAUGAUUAUUCAUCCGCUCACGGAAAUCGCUCGCGCGGCCGGCGCGGGGGCGACGUUGAAUCGUCCUCCCUCGGAAAAUCAUCGCGCGGAAAUCUGCUCGAUAAUCACGCGAGAUCGUGGCUCCGUGAACCGUUUCCGGCCGACGGAGAUCCAUUCCGCGUACGAAAAUCGUCUACAUACGGAAGAUCGUCCGGCGGAAAUGCGCUCGACUCUGAAGAAUCACGCCGGAAUCGUGGGAAUGCGCCCGACGGGGGAGAACCGUCGCGCCGUGGCGAUACGCUCGGCGGAAAUUCCUCCGACGUCGGCACGUCACUCCGCGGAAAUCGCCCACGAACCACCCAAGAAAGUUGUUCGCGCCUCCCCGGCUGAACUUCGCGCGGAAGUUGCGGCGGAGCGGGCCGCGAGAAUCCGGCCCGCGGAAUCUCCGCGCUCGCCGACGGAAGACCGUCAUUCCGCGGAGGAAGUUCCGCCGGCGGGGAACCGACCGAUGGAGAUCCUCUGGACGGAGAUCGAGCAGGCGGAUAUGUCGAGCAUCGAAAGAUCACAGAUCCGCCACGGUAGAUCCAGGAGCCAUUUCGCGCGGCAGAAGAUGGAGGAUUCCGCGAGGGAUGGCACGAAUAAGGAUGCGGCAAAUAGGAUCAGAGGCGACGUUCACGAGGAUCACGAGAAUCACUUCAAGACGCGUCAAGUGGAAAAAGUGAGUGAUUUUCUCGAAGGAUCCGUUUCACCGAGGCGUAAUCACUCUUGGCUUCUCGAACGAAAUUUCUCAAAGGAUAACUCGGUCAACAGCCAAUCGCUCGAUCGAAUUGAGAAUAAUGUUUCAGAGGGACUGGAGAGUUUGCUCAAGCUGUAUCAGGGUAAGAAAGGAAGCGUCGCCGAAGAGAAUUCCGCUGUUCCCCUCGCGCGUAAUCUUUCCUGGCUGAUUGAACAGAACAUCCCCAAAGAUAAUACGAACGGCCGUGCCUCGAAUCAGAUCAAGGACAAGACCGGGAGGGAUCUUCAAGAUACACUCAAAGUGCAUUAUUCGGAGAACCACGGCGUACUGCGAUCGAGCCCCGAUUCGCUCAAGAGCUCUUACAAGGACAACCCCCUGAGUAAAUUGAGGAAGGCAAUGUCCUUAAACAGAACCGUUGCGCCGGCAGCUGCGAUCGACCGUAAUACAACGGAGGCGCUUGGUAUCGACGCGCUCGACGAUAUCAGCGAGUCCACCCGAGACCUCGAGGAGGAGGCUUCGCAGGACGUGGUGUUGGAUUAUACGAGCUACGAGGAGCCGGCGAACGCCUCGUCGUCCUCCUCCGAUCAGUCGGUUCGCAGGAGACCGCAGGCCGCCCAGGUCGACAUCGUGACGCGUUUCCUGCGAAUAAUCGAGAAUCAGCACAUCCUGGGCGAGAACUGCACCGCGGGCACCGAUUUGAACCUCGGCGAGGGCGUGGUGGACCAAUAUGCGCAGGAGAGAUUCCGGCUGGAGGCGGAAUUCGCCGUGAAUCGUGCCAACAUGCUCACCCGGCUCUGGAAGUACGCGCCGGAAGUGAUGCUAUCCUCCGAGUAUCUACUGCACGCGAGCGUUCUCUCUAUGGUCGAGUUUGACGAAGACAUCUUCGCCGCCGGCAAUUGUUACGACAAGUUACAAUAUCGGGGUCGGUGGUUGUAUUGCCCAUUCGCCCACCGGUUGCCCAACCAGGACGGCAUCCUCGUCAAGGAUCUCGCGAUUCAAUACAAGUAUCUGAGCAACAGCAGCGAGUGGUUCUAUAUUGCGAGGAAGAACGCCGAGAGGGUAAUUGCCAGUUACGAGCAAUUUAGUCGAGGAUUCCACACCUAUACACUGAACGAAAGCGCGCACACGGAAAGGGAAGAGGACGAAAUCUUGACAGUGAAAUACGAGGAUGGCAGAUGGUCGAAACCGUAUUACGACUGCGGGGGUGGCAAUAUCUGGAUGCUGACCUACACCGUACCCUUCUUCGGAUACACCAACGACACCUACUUCUUCAAGUGAGUGCGGAUUCUUUUCGUUAUAUCAAACGUGUGCGAUUAACUUAGUUCCCCUCGUUGAUAAAUUGUGAUGUUUAUGUGCGACGGGGUCUUUUGUAACCAAUUCUUAUACCGUUAGUAUCGUACAUUUGCCGUGUAUAUGUUUCGUCGCUUAUCGGGCUAUCGCGCGUGCGUCCCCCGUAACGAUUUCAAAUUUUAAUUACACUUGACGUUGUCGAAAUCAAAUCUGUUUACAUUGCCGAAACACGUAAUGAAAAAUCUCCAACGCUUAAUCUGUCGUGCAAAAUGCUCGAAUUAUAAAUACAGAUGGGAAUCUGAAUUUGUAUGAUGUUAACAUCGGAUUGAAAAUGUAAUGAAUAAUUUCACAUUUUCAUUAUUGGAAAUAUGGCGGAAUACGAUCGGUCCUAUAUCAUCGAAAUAUUACGGCGAGCUCAUCAAUCUUUAACUACGUCGUAUCGAAAGAUUGUACGUAAGAUGAAAAUCUCUGCGAGAAUUGCUGCGUAAUGUAAGUGCCACUUACAUUAUGAACGUACACACAUUACUAUUCCGCGGAUUAAGGACGGCCCGCGCUGCAGCUCGAAAUACCGUCAUCUUCGUUUCGCGCUUGAUUGUGUGUUUGGAAAUUCACGGUUCUUUGAAUUGAAAAAUCUUGAAGUGUAUGGGAAUCUGGAGGGAGAACUUGGAAGAAUUUCAAGAAUCCGAAAAUUCAAGUGUCAAAAGAUUUCAUGGAGUUGGAGGAUUCUAGAAUGCAAUAAUGUACGAUAUUUUCACACUAAAUCGUAACACCGCGUGAAAAUGUAGCGCCGAACUCUUUCACGGGCGAAUUCGCGCUAUGAUAAAGCGGACCCGACAAGUUUUAUCACGAGAUUUAUUUAAUAGUUUAAAUACUUUUCCCUCAGGGCGCUGGAAUUACAUCGUAUAUAGCGAAAGAAGUAAUUAACUGUAACAACAGUUAAUUAACAUUUUCCUUUUAUUACUUUGAUUACGCGUAAAAAAUUUAGUUUCCGUUAAAAAUUUCUUUCCUCUCGCAGCAAUUCAUUUCAAUUUGAUUGUAAAAGUAUCACAAUUUCUUUAGAUCGCUUUCCCUCGUAAUGUCUCGAAACCAGUUUCAUAGAUCCAAUGUGUCAAUUUGAUCGUAAUUCCGACGUAAAUUUGAUCAGCAGAUUGGUAAUAAAAUUACGCCAUUUGCGUAAUAAAAUUGUCGCAAUGUAAAAGGAGGAAAGUAAUGUGAAGGAUCGUAUAAUAUUCACGUUGAAUUUUUUUAAUGACGCUCUCUCAAUUUAAGGAUCGGAUAAUAUUCAGUUACGCUCCACUUUUUCCCGCAAAAAUUAUAAAGAUAUCAUUUCCCAAGCGCGCUUCACAAUAACGCGAUGUCUUUUUCGUUAAUGAAUCUAAAAGGAAAGAAAAGAAGGACGAGAUAAAUGAAGAAAAUCUGGCGAUAUUUGAUAUUUUAAACGUAAUAAGUUCUCAAGGGGGAUUGCACGGUAUAUAUAUAUAUAUACACAUAUAUAUAGAUUGUUUCAAACCAACUACAUAGGUAUUGAGUAACUUGACAGUUUCGAUUAUGGUUUCUCGAGCGAACUUAAAGUCAAUUAUUUUGUAUUUAAAAGUUAUUUAUAAAAACAACCAAAAUUUAAUGUCUCGACAAAGUGUUCUUUUUAAUUAACUUUAAGGUGGAUUUUAUCGCAAAUGAAUAUUGCGAAUCGAUUUAGCUGUGUCUCUAUUUUAAAUGUAAAUUCUGCAUUGCCUGUUCACGGCCAAUGAUGACUAAUCUUUAACCAAUAUGUGGACAGUGACACGUAGUUUUAGAUGUGUGGGGAUAACAAAAACAAGCGCGACGUAUAUAUAAGCUCUUCCGCGAGGAAGGAUUAUAUAUUUAUCGAAGAAAGGAAAAAGGAAACAGGGAAAUGU